This is a messenger RNA of Closterium sp. Naga37s-1, 702 nucleotides long. The record is from the annotation of a GenBank genome assembly. Lineage: Eukaryota; Viridiplantae; Streptophyta; Zygnematophyceae; Desmidiales; Closteriaceae.
AUGUUCAAUAAAUAUCCUCAAUUACAGAAAGGAUGGUUCGAAGUUCUGGAACCUGCUGCAUGUGUCGCCGUGCCCUCUCCUCCUUUGCAUGCAUCGUCCGCUGCUCCCUCUCCUCUCCAUGUAUCAUCGUCCGCUGCUCCCUCUCCUCUCCAUGUAUCAUCGUCCGCUGCUCCCUCUCCUCUCCAUGUAUCAUCGUCUGCUGCUUCUCCUCCUCUGCAUCUUACGUCCUCUGUUCCCUCUCCUCCUCUGUUCCCUCUCCUCCUCUGUUCCCUCUCCUCCUCUGUUCCCUCUCCUCCUCUGUUCCCUCUCCUCCUCUGUUCCCUCUCCUCCUCUGUUCCCUCUCCUCCUCUGUUCCCUCUCCUCCUCUGUUCCCUCUCCUCCUCUGUUCCCUCUCCUCCUCUGUUCCCUCUCCUCCUCUGUUCCCUCUCCUCCUCUGUUCCCUCUCCUCCUCUGUUCCCUCUCCUCCUCUGUUCCCUCUCCUCCUCUCUUCCCUCUCCUCCUCUGUUCCCUCUCCUCCUCUGUUCCCUCUCCUCUGUUCCCUCUCCUCCUCUGUUCCCUCUCCUCCUCUGUUCCCUCUCCUCCUCUGUUCCCUCUCCUCCUCUGUUCCCUCUCCUCCUCUGUUCCCUCUCCUCCUCUGUUCCCUCUCCUCCUCUGUUCCCUCUCCUCCUCUGCUCCCUCUCCUCCUCUGAUCUCUAUCCUUAA